This is a messenger RNA of Heterocephalus glaber (naked mole-rat), 1089 nucleotides long. NCBI's taxonomy places the organism in Eukaryota, Metazoa, Chordata, Mammalia, Rodentia, Bathyergidae. The record is from RefSeq and is a predicted model, not a curated record.
UGGACAGAACGUGAAGUGAGCACCCCGCUUCUCAGGCAGGGCAUGGGCAUAGUCCUUGCCUUCGAUGUCCCCACUGCCUGCUGUGUCCUGGCUUCUCUGCCUCGUGGAGAACUGAAGAACUAGCACAGGAAGUGACAACAGGCCUGUCCUCCCUUGGGGAUGCAGUGGCUCCAGGCUGCACAGCAGUCAGCCUCAGGGACAUGGCCAUCGAAUGGACGCAGUUCUGGUCUCUGUCCCUGAGCAGUGAGAAAAGUGACCAAGACAAGUGUCUUUACAAGGUGUGAUGAAAAACACAGUGAAUUUUGCUGCCAAGCGCCAUCCAGUGGAAAGGAAGAUUUGUGAAACAUGGUGUGUCCUCAUCUACCUUGUUUACUGGACCUGGCACCACGUGACUUCUCUUUCCUAAAGCCAAAAUGAUCGUGAAAGUGAGGAUGGCUCAGCCGCUGGAGCAGGCCCUGGCGGCGAUCGUGCUCACCUUCCAGGAUUACGCCGGCGCCUCUGGAGAGAAGCCCAAGCUCUGCCGGGCGGAGCUCAAGGAGCUGCUCCGGAAGGAGCUGCCCACCUGGACCCCGACGGAGUUUCGGGAGUGUGACUACGACAAGCUCAUGAGUGCCCUGGACACCAACAAGGACAACGAGGUGGACUUCGAAGAGUACGUGCACUCACUCGCCCGCCUCUGUCUCUUCUGCCACGAGUACUUCAGGGAGUGCCCCCCAGAGCCUCCCUGCUCUCAGUAGCCUGCGCUCUGCUCUGGAGGCCAGUGCUGGCCUGAAAGGCGGGGUCUGGUCCAUCUCUGCCCUGAGGGGUCCGGGGCUCAUCUCCCUCACCCUCCCUCCCUUCGCUCCUGUACCCCUUUUGGUCUGGACCCCAUUUGCCCUCCUGUGCCAACUCUUUAACCAUGAGACCUUCCUGGAUGCCCAGCCAGUGAGGGGCAGGCAGCUCCCACCUGCACUUCCUCUCUCUGUGGGUGGGGAGGUGGAGUUUUGUCAUGAAGGCCCUGGAGGCCCAGCAGCGAGUGUGUAAAUGAAACCAUGGUGGAAAGGCCGGUGUAACUCCUAAUAAAGACAUGGCAUCAGCGUGGCUCCCUUA